AUGAGCAGGGUGCUGCUGGCCAGCAGGAUGCAGCCGGAGAGCCGGAACGUCUGUGUCUUCCUGCCCACCCGGGAGCAGCUCAGCCUGGCCGUCGGGGUCAAAGCCACUGGACAGGAGCUCUUUCAGCAAGUUUGUGAUUUACUGAAGAUUAAAGAGCCUCACUUCUUUGGCCUCAGCAUUGUUAAAAAUAAUGAAUAUGUUUUUAUAGACCUGGAGCAGAAGCUUAGUAAAUACUUUUCAAAGGAAUGGAAGAAAGAGAGUACCAAAGGAACAGAGAAAUUCAUCCCUCCUUUUGUUGCGUUCUUUAGAGUACAAUACUAUGUAGAAAAUGGAAGAAUAAUAAGCGAUAAGGUGUCACGGCAGUUCUACUACUGCCACCUCAAAGAGCAAGUACUUAUGUCUCGAUGCAACCACAAAGAAGAAAUCUACUUCUUGCUAGCUGCCUACAGCUUGCAGGCAGACUUGGGCAACUACAGGGAGAAGGUCCAUGAUGGCAAAUACUUUGAACCUCAGGCUUAUUUCCCACAAUGGAUAAUUGCAAAGUGGGGGAGCGACUACAUCUUGAAACAUGCCCCAGAGAUGCACCGGGAACAGCAAGGGCUGAGCCCUAAGGAAGCCAUGCUGAAGUUCAUUAAGGAGUCCUGCCUGCUGGAAGAUGUGCCCGUCCACUUCUACAGGCUGCAGAAGGAUAAGAAGGAGGAUCGCCCCACAGUUAUCCUGGGCCUGACCCUGAGAGGAAUGCACAUCUAUCAGGAGGUGAAUCACGUUCGCCAGCUCCUCUACGACUUUCCCUGGUCGCACAUUGGGAAGCUGGCGUUUCUGGGGAAAAAAUUUGAGAUCCAGCCAGAUGGUUUGCCCUCUGCACGGAAACUGGUUUACUACACAGGUUGCCCCUUCAGGUCACGGCACUUGCUGCAACUCCUCAGCAACAGCCACCGUCUCUUUCUGAAUAUCCAGCCAGUGUUGAAGCAAAUCCGAAAACUGGAGGAGGCUGAAGAGAAGAAGCGCUACCGGGAGUCGUAUAUCAGUGACACUCUAGACAUGGACCUGGACCCGUGCGAUAAGAACUCGCGCGGCAGCGGGAGCAGUGGGGGCAGCCGGACGGAUAACCGUCUCUCGCGCCAGUCCACAGGGAGUCACAGCAGCUCUCACACGUCGGGCAUCGAGGCUGACUCCAGGCACAGGGUGUCGGUGGAAAUGUCAGUGGAUGAGCCCUUCAGCAUUGACCGGGUGCGUAGGAAGGAGAAAUCCUGCAGCUCGACCAUCAGCUACGGCAGCUCUGGCAUUGACAGUGGCAGCAAAGGGCGAGUGGAGGACGACUCACAGGAUGAUGAGCUUGAACUGGCAGUAGAUGAGCCAGAGGAGGUGCCUGUAGAUGAGCCUUUAGAGGGAGACCAGUUAGAGGAGGCCACUGUGGGACAAUCUGUUGAAUCUCUUCCUCUAGAUGCUGCUAGCUGCCAAGCUAUAAAUCGGGAAUCGCUGUCUGUGGUGCAAGUCACGCUAAUAAAAAUGAGAGGUCAAAGUGUGGAAUCCCUUCACCAGGUCAGAUCACCCAAAAGCAGGAGCUGCACGGACCAGCACAGCCAGAGUUUGGACGACAUCCGCCUUUACAAGCACCGGCACCCACCACUAAGUGCCACGCUGUCUUCGGACACAUCCCACAGCUACACGUUCGGCUGCAGCCUGGAGGACAAGCUGUCUGUCUAUGGCUGUGUUUAUUCCACAGCGGACUGCAAAACCAAGUCUGCCCUUUAUGGGAAGCGAUCCAUGAACUGCCUCUCCUUGGACCUUCUGGGAGAGGACCAGCUCCCAGAGGAGUUUGUGGUGUAA
This is a messenger RNA of Eurypyga helias (sunbittern), 1830 nucleotides long. RefSeq names its product FERM domain-containing protein 6-like. The transcript has 13 exons. Gene Ontology annotation, biological process: positive regulation of hippo signaling. The record is from RefSeq and is a predicted model, not a curated record. NCBI's taxonomy places the organism in Eukaryota, Metazoa, Chordata, Aves, Eurypygiformes, Eurypygidae. Bases 1 to 1830 code for a protein of 609 amino acids. Gene Ontology annotation, cellular component: cytoplasmic side of apical plasma membrane; cytoskeleton.